AUGUCGAAGAAUGCUGCCAUUUCUCCGUCGUCGUCUACUGAAUUCGAUUGGAUAAUCGAUUCUGGCACUUCCAAGCAUAUGACGCCCUUCCAGUCGAUUUUUGCCAAUUUCAAGCCUUACCGCAUACCCGUCAUUACCGCAACAGGUCAACGUUUCUUUACUGAGAGCUUUACAAUCCUGAUGCCACCAAAGAACUCUAUGUUUCUGCGGUUCUCGACAAGGAUAAACCCUCCAAACUAG
This is a messenger RNA of Penicillium brevicompactum, 240 nucleotides long. RefSeq lists its product as uncharacterized. Lineage: Eukaryota; Fungi; Ascomycota; Eurotiomycetes; Eurotiales; Aspergillaceae. Bases 1 to 240 code for a protein of 79 amino acids. The transcript has 2 exons. The record is from RefSeq and is a predicted model, not a curated record.